AUGUAAAGCUGCAAGCAUCAAACAAUUAUUUAAUCAAUCUAUUCUGAUUAUGUUUUUGAUUCAUGGACCAAAAACUAUGAAACAUCUAGAAAUCAAGACCCUAAAACCACGAAAUUAAAAGUAUCAAGUUAAAGAAAAUAAUCUUUAAAAAUUAGAGCUAUAAUGAACUCGAAUAAUGAAUACAGUACAUCUUAAUCUCAAGCUCAGAAAAAAAAUUAAAAUAUAUUUCGUUAGUUGAUUUUAAGUAAUCUUGAAGAGCUAAAUGAUGAACAAUAAAAUGUACAUAUUUUUUCUAUAAAGAGAGUUAUUCAAAAUAAAGCGAGAGAUCAAAAAAUAAAUCUUCAAAUAGGUUUUAUUCACAACAUAAGAAAAGAUAAAAAGAAGAUUUUGAAUAGUUGACUGAAAGUAUUACUAAUAACUCUACAAUUUUCUCAUAGCCUCUCAAAAAUAGUAAACCAAGUAUGUUAAGUUUUUCUCAAAAUCGUAAAUUAAUUCUUCCAAAAAUAAAUCAAUUAUAAUCUCAAAAAUUAUUAAUAACAAAGUUUAAAGUUAUUAGCAAAGUUAUCGGAAAAUUUAUUUUAUUAUUUUAUCAAAUUUUGCCGAAUACUAACCCCUUAAAAUUACUAUAUAAGAACAAAUUAAAAAUGAUGAUGAAUUUAAAGAAAACUUUUAAAUUUGAAAGAAAUAUAGAUGAAGGUUUAUCUAAAUCUUUUACAUAAUGGGUAGAACCUGCAUUUUAAAAAAUUUUUUAUCAUCUCCAAAAUUCAUUACCAAAAAUUUAUCAAGAAAAUGUGAAAGAAUCAAAAGAAUAGAAGGAUUAAGAAGAAAUUUGGAUGUUAAACUUUGCAAAAUUUCUCUUUUAAAAUUUGGAAUUAAUUACAAGAAGAGGUAAUGUACCAAAAGAAAUAAUCUCUGCUAUGUCAAAAACUAUCUACAGAAAAAAUAAUAAAUAUCUAUAGUUAUUUAUAGCAUAAAGAACUUAAUUUAAUUAAUAUAAUUUAAAUUUUCUAGAAAUCCAAUUAAUUAUUAGUGAAUAUAUAUUGUUUAACGCAAUAUUAAUUCCGAUGUUUAAUUUAGCCAAUAAUUUGAAAUAUCAAUCAUUCAAUCAUAAUAUUAACUGCAAAAUAAAAAUAUUAGAGUUGGCAAGUAUUAUAAAUCUGUAUUACAUAAAGAACUUUAUAAAUAUGCCAAUAAAAGUGUUUGAUUUGUAAGAAGAAGAAAUUUAUUCAA
Molecule: messenger RNA, 1230 nt
Organism: Paramecium sonneborni
Lineage: Eukaryota; Ciliophora; Oligohymenophorea; Peniculida; Parameciidae
Source: the annotation of a GenBank genome assembly